Messenger RNA from Eublepharis macularius, 1028 nucleotides. It is a transcript of the gene NIFK, whose product is annotated as nucleolar protein interacting with the FHA domain of MKI67. The transcript has 6 exons. Gene Ontology annotation, cellular component: nucleolus. Gene Ontology annotation, biological process: maturation of LSU-rRNA from tricistronic rRNA transcript (SSU-rRNA, 5.8S rRNA, LSU-rRNA). NCBI's taxonomy places the organism in Eukaryota, Metazoa, Chordata, Lepidosauria, Squamata, Eublepharidae. Gene Ontology annotation, molecular function: RNA binding. The record is from RefSeq and is a predicted model, not a curated record. Bases 32 to 871 code for a protein of 279 amino acids.
UCGUCCGUCUUUCUUUUCCUUCUGAAGCACGAUGGCGUCGACGGUUGCGGUGACUUCGACCCCAGCGGCGGCCUCUCUUCUGUCUUUAGACCCGGAGCGGCAGCAGGAGUUUCAGGAGAAGGUGCAGCGCGUGCGCAAGACAGCCGCCGGCAAGAAUGAGACGCUAACGCCUGGUGUCAUUUAUUUGGGACAUAUCCCAAGGGGCCUUUAUGAGGCACAGCUCAGAGACUAUUUUGAUCAAUUUGGGACAGUCACGCGGCUUCGACUUUCACGGAGCAAAAAGACUGGAAACAGCAAAGGCUAUGGAUUUGUGGAAUUUGACUGUGACGAAGUUGCUAAGAUAGUCGCUGACACCAUGAAUAACUAUCUUUUCUGCGAGCGACUCUUGAAGUGCCAGUUUAUGCCUCCUGAAAAAGUACACGAAAACCUCUUCAAAGGCUGUGAACGAAAAUUCCGUAAACCAACACACCCAGCAGUGAAACGUUACAAUCGAAAGCGAUCGGUUAAAGAAAAAGCAAAGAUGACAAAGCAGUUGCUGAAGAAAGAGAGGAAGUUGCGAAAAAGAUUGGCUGAGAAGGGAAUAGAUUAUGAUUUUCCUGGAUUUGCAGCUCAGAUGCUUCCAAAGGAAAAAAAGACACUUUCAAACUCGGACACCAGCAUGGAUAUAUCUGUGAACAGUGAUCUUCCUACCCCAGUAUGUACACCAACAAUUCUUGAACGCCGAAAGUCUCAGUCAGAAGAAACUGACGACAAAGAAAUAACCUUCGCGCUGCCGCCUGCAAGUACGAAGAUCAGGGCUUCACCAAAAGUGAAAAAAGCCAAGUUGCGGAAUAAAACUGCAACUCCCAAGCAACAGAAGUGUAAAACAUGAGCGUUCCUUUAGCCCAAAGACUCUGAGUAAACGUGGAUACUCCCAGCAGUUUUGACUUGUAGGUCAAAAAAGGACUUCAGUACAAGAUUCCCUCCAUUCUGUUUUCAUGAAUACAUCCAAUCAGAAGAAAUAAACUAAAAGUUCAAUAUUUCAAGAA